Molecule: messenger RNA, 4791 nt
Organism: Xiphophorus hellerii (green swordtail)
Lineage: Eukaryota; Metazoa; Chordata; Actinopteri; Cyprinodontiformes; Poeciliidae
Product: LIM domain only protein 7-like
Exons: 31
Coding region: 173-4108 (1311 amino acids)
Biological process (GO): regulation of cell adhesion; regulation of signaling
Molecular function (GO): protein binding
Source: RefSeq, a predicted model, not a curated record
UCUCACUUAAUGACUGAAACUUGUCACAGAGGGAAAGUCAGUAGAAGUGUCUCUAGUAUUAAACUGGACAUCAAUUAUCAGGGAACUUUGGCCGGCGAGCAUUUAACCGUGGCCCAGGUUAACCAGAGAGACUUCCUCAGAGCUGCACCUUUCGCUUGUUCUGAAUAUUAAGAUGGAGUGGCGCCAGCAGAGCAGCGUCAGCUGUAAAGACGCCUUCACCGAGGCUCGGCGCUGGAUUGAGGAGGUGACUGGAAAAUCUUUUGGCUGCAGCGACUUCCGGUCUGCCCUAGAAAAUGGAGUUCUGCUUUGCGACUUAAUCAACCAGUUGAAACCUGGGAUUAUCAAACGGAUGAACAGACUUUCCACACCCAUUGCUGGCCUGGAUAAUGUGAAUGUUUUUCUGAAAGCCUGUGGAAAACUUGGACUAAAUGAGUCCCAGCUGUUCCAUCCUGGUGACCUUCAGGAUCUUUCCACUCGGGUGACACUCAGGCGUGAUGAAAGCCAGAGAAGGCUGAAGAAUGUUCUUAUCACAAUAUACUGGCUGGGUCGCAAGGCUCAGUUUGACACAUACUACAGUGGUCCUCAGCUAAAUUUCAAGGCUUUUGAGGGGCUUUUAGGAUUGGCCUUGUCCAAGGCUCUAGAAGAAGGCAGUAAUACAUCUGUGAAAGAUGGGGUUUACAAGGAGUGCCACUACUCAGAGGGAGAGCAAAGUCUGCAAACAAGACAGAAUUAUGAUAGAGGAAAUUCAGUGGAUGGCUUUGAGUGUGUGGAUCCCCAAGCCGUCCGCCUAAAUGAAGAAGGUUUUGAAAGUGACGCUGAAGCAGAGCAAGUGUACAAGAUGGACAGCACGAAGGUCUCAGCCCACCUGGACAAAGGACAUAUCCCACCACCGCUUCGUAGAAAACAGGAACGGGAAGAGAGCAUGGUGGGCCAAAUCCCAAGAGCGUAUCAAACCCAAAUCAGGCCUGAGACACCAGUUCAGGUCAACCCUGGCUGGAUUUGGAGCAAAUCCCUCAGUGACAUCCCUAUGGUGUAUCCUGCGCGUAAAGUUUCAAAUGGAAAUGCCAUUUCUGAUAAAGGCCAAGACACCAGCCUGCCGAGGGACUGGAAUCUAGAAAUUGAAAGAAAAUAUAGCAUAGGUGCCAGGGACAGCGAAGCUCAGUGGCAGGAUGAUUUGACGAGGUGGAAGAAUCGACGCAAGAGCUCAAAGCCUGAACUGUACAGGAGGUCAUUUGAAAGGGAUCAUGUCUUCAACCAUUUGACCAAUGGGACUGUAACCAAUUCUGAUGGUAAUGAAGCACCAGGAGGGCCCAUAAAGAGAGACCAGUCGCCAUGGCGACACAGCUCCUCUCCCCGUCCUUACUCUGUUUCUCCAUCCAAACCUCUGAGCUCUGAUCUCAGACCACAUACUAAAGUUAUUUUGACCCGCAGCUACACUACUGAAGCAGCUUUCAGCUCUCAAAGCCAUUCUCGGGAGUCUCAACUUGGAGGCAAGCCUGAAUCUGGCGGGUCCAUCAGAGGAGAGGAAACUUACUUUGCCUCUUUGGCUGCAGAUGGAAGAGACAGAGUUACCACCCCUUCUCUAUACCAAACUUUCACCACUCAAACCCAAGUAAAAUCUCUGGGCAACCAGUUUACCUUUCCUUCCACAUCUGAGCAAACACAACCAGAGUGUGUUUUGCCAUACCAGAACUCCUCUCUUGCGAAAUUCACAAAACCAGGACUAUUUGAUAGUAAAGAAUCCACGAGAAGCUGCAACGCUGCUUUGUACAAACAUUCCUUUAGCACUGAGCCAAAAGGGAGAAUUUGUUCUCCAGAUGUAGCUGGUGAAUCAGGAGUUACUGUAACAGAGGAUCUGACGAAUCGGAUCAAGAAAUCUCAAGAAACUCCCAAAAUCAUUGAUUCAGCUGAGGAUGGAGUAACUUGUCAGCAGGAGUCUGCAGGGGUCUCGAAGUAUUUGUCCAGAAGUACAACAUGGUCCAGUUCUGCCAGCCUUCCUCGUGGGUACCGUCGGUCUGAGGGUUCCACUCGUCUCUCUUCUGCAAUCACAGCCAGACCUUUUGGGACAAAGCCAUCCAGACACUCACUACCAAGACAAUCCAAUGUUGAUGGUCAGAGUUUGAUGUCAAACACUGAGGAUUCACAUUCCUCAUUCACCAGACCAUCUCUUAAAAGACAGACUGCUGCAGCUCACCUGAGGGGUCAGUACCAGGCCUCAAUUAGGCAGAAGAAGUCCAACCAGGUGAGGCAGACUGCUACCGCACAGAAAGAGGAAGUGAACAGUCAGCCCUCCACCCACCUACAACCUCAACCUUCUGCAAAACAACAAUCUCGCCACAACAAAAGCUUGGUUCUUGCGUAUAAUGCCAGUGCUGACCUCUCAAAGGUUGAUCACAGUGACAUGAGAGUGAGCUUGACUCUUAAACCGAACAGUGUACCAGACUUUGGCUUCCAAACUCAGUGGGACUCCACAGGAGUAAAAAUAAAAUCUAUUCAACCAGGCAGUCCAGCGGAGCACUGCCAGCUGUGUGUGGAUGAUGAGGUUGUGGCAGUUGACGGUGUUGCACUUGCAUACAUGACCUACAGUCAAUGGAAGGAUAAAAUGGCGUCCUCUCUGCAAACCGGUAGUCUAACCAUGGACAUUCGGCGUUAUGGUAUCAAGGAUUGGAGCAUGAAUAAAGGAAGUAAUCUAAACCGGCCAGGACAGAGCAUGUUGACCCUCAACCUGACUUCUGCAGCACCUGUUUUAAUAGGUCGCUCCAAUCACCAUGCCAACAAUGCAGCCUCUACAGAAAUGACAGACACACAAGAAUCCCAAUUUAAUGGGCAGACAGAUGAUGAAACCCAAGAGAAGGCCAUCGGUGCGCUGUUCUCUGGCAAUGCCACUAAUGUCGGACGUAAAGAAAACAAUAGUAUAACUACAGAAAAUCAGAAAAAGAGGACAGAAUUUUUCACACAGAAAGGCUUUGCAGGAAUCAGCUCAUCAGUUUACUUGUGUGGAGGCUCAGAAUCGGCAAUAUCUGAUAUUCAGGUGCCCUCCCUUAACCCAUCCUCAUCCAGCUGGUCUUGGGACCGAGAGGAGGAUCGUAGGCGUCAGGAGAAGUGGCAGGAAGAGCAAGAACGCCUCCUACAGGAACAAUACCAGCGAGAUCAAGAGAGGCUGGAGGCAGAGUGGCAAAGGGCACAACAGGCUGCAAUAGAAGGGGGGAUGCUGAAGGGGAACACAGCUGAGCAGGCGAGUGGCCGCGAGAAGUUUGUCAGUUCACAGCUUUGUGUGAAUGGACUGAUGAAAGAAACAAAAGAUGAGAAGCUGAACCUCAACAGAGAUGAUGGAAAAGAUGCAGAACUAAAACGUUCCAAUGAUGCACACAGAGUGCAGAAUAACACGAAUACUGAAAAUGAUUGGGCUGAGGGCUCCCAUGGUUUUGCUCAGCUGUCCCAUGCGCACAGGGCAAUGUCCAUGUCAACUCCAUCUCUAUCUGGACCAUACAGACAAACAAGAGGUUUAGUUGAUCCAAGGAAGGGAAGAGCACUGACUAUGUCAAAGGCUGAGAGAGAGAGACUGCAGAUUUUGGAGGAGAUGAAGAAAAGGACUCAGCUUCUGACUGACAACAGCUGGAUACGUCAGCGCAGUGGCAGUUUUCACAAGGAGCCAAUCGAGGUUGGCACGUUCAUGAAGAGAUAUGAGUCUCUGGACAACCUGGAUAUUUUGCAUCAGGCCCCAGAUUCUGCUGCAACAUUUACUUACCCUCGCCCCAAUUCAGCUGCUGCAGUUUACAAUUAUCAGAGUAGGAAUGCCUCCACACGCUACAGCACUGGAUCAAUAUCAUUUCAGAGAAAUGCAAACAUGGAGUCCUCUCAUCAUGCCAGGAUGAUCAGUGGCAGGAGGACUUGCUGUAUGUGUGAACGUGCCCUGGGUAGUGGGGCAGCCAUGGUCAUAGAUGCCCUUAGUCUCUGUUUCCACCUGACCUGUUUCCAGUGUGUGGGCUGCCACCGACACAUCGGAGGAACAGAAACUGGAGUCCAGGUUCGCAUCCGAAACAGGAAGCCCUACUGUGACUACUGCUAUUUCCAACUGAAGUGUGAGUGUUGGACUUUGCAAGACUGACUGACCCUGACUGAUUCACCCAAGAUAAGGAAAAUAAAAAACCUCACAGCUUAUAUACAGAAGCGUAUAUAAGCUUCUGUAUAUAAGAAAUAUUCGGUCUUCGAGAUUAAUUUUCUUUCUGUAAAGAAAAGAAUAAUCCUGUAGAGCAGCGUCAUUUUGAAAAUGAAACCUAAUUUUCUCUGUUCUAUUUUAGACACUGCCUUCCACAUGUGACCAACACACUGUGCCCCAGACACAAGAAUAAACUGUGGAAAAUAGUGUGACCAUAACAAAUUUACUUUUUUUUGGUUAUCAUUUAUGCAAUAAACUGAGAUUUAUUAGUUUUUGGGACAAACAACCAAAUUAGAUUCCUGCUAGCUGAUUUUUAUCUUAUAGAUGCCAUUGGGCUCAACUGUAUCCCUGCUGACUUAAUUAUAAAAAUGUAGAUUUAAUAUAUAAUUAAAGAAUUGAGUUACAGCUGUCUAAUUACUUGAUUUUUGUGACGUCUAUGUUGUUUAUCACAUCUGUGUGCUGUGUCUACCGUUUUCCCGACAGUGCUGUAAAUGUAUCGGAUAUUUAAGAGGCUGUCAAAUGUGGCACAUUUUAACAACGUACUGAAACACUUUAACAUGUAAGGCCACAUGGUGCAUGAUGGGAUAUGUGUUAUCUUGAUUAAAAUGUGAAUAAAAGUACACUAAACAUAA